AUGACCAGAGAUCCUGGGCGAUCACCUCUACACACCGCAUUCAACCAAACAGAGAAGCUCGACGAUUUGGAAGACUCCUAUAUUCCAUCACCAGAAAACACACCAUACACGGAUUUCGAUACCCGAAUAUUUGGCUCAACGAUCAAGUCAUAUGGGAUCUGGAUAAUACACUUCUCGCUGCUUUUGACAUCUUUCACACUAUUCAUAUUCAGUACAUAUUCAAGAAGUUCAUCAACUUUGGACCAUGUCCGCCAGUUCUCAGCAUGGUCACCGGCAGAUGUGUCCGUCAAAUACAACGAUGUAAAGUACAACUUUACAAAAUCCGCUCAAAGGUUUGUGGGAUAUGGUCCGGAAGUUGACACAGCGUGGAGGGAGAUCUCUUACGAUGUCGGUGAUCAAUGGAUCCCUAAAUCUGGUUUGGCAAAACUGGGCAUGCCAGAAUAUUCUCUAAAAGUCGAUCAUCCUGUGACCGGUGAGGAAGGUUACCGUGUCGGCAUGGAAGUCUUUCACCAGCUACAUUGUCUCAAUCUGCUGAGAAAAGUCACCUACAAGGAGUACUAUGAGCCGUUGGGUGGAGAGUUUGCUGCCGGUCGGGAAGCUUUACAACAUCAUACGAAUCAUUGUUUGGAGGUCCUCCGAAUGAAUAUUCAAUGUACGGCUGACAUUGGACUUUUCACACUAUACAUGGUAGAGGGGGACCCUCAAGCAUGGCCGGAACUAAAUUCGCGACAUGUGUGCAGAGAUUUUGAUCAAGUUCGAGAGUGGGCACUUGAAAAUUCUGUUGGAAAUAUGGAGGUCCUGGUUUGA
Talaromyces marneffei is the source of this 807-nucleotide messenger RNA. RefSeq lists its product as uncharacterized. The record is from RefSeq and is a predicted model, not a curated record. NCBI's taxonomy places the organism in Eukaryota, Fungi, Ascomycota, Eurotiomycetes, Eurotiales, Trichocomaceae. Bases 1 to 807 code for a protein of 268 amino acids. The transcript has 4 exons. Gene Ontology annotation, biological process: mycotoxin biosynthetic process.